AUCACACCCUAGCUGAUAAACGGCGCGUCGAUUGACCUGUGGAGUUAGAUCUAUGAAGUUUGUUGGGCAAGAAUGAGGAAAAAAACCGUGCUAUACUACCUACUUUAUGAUGGGAUGAACACAGAGGGACAACUUUUCAGAGCCAAGAAAGAUGAUAUAAUACAUUUCGUUCUGGACGUAUCUUUGGUUGGUGAAAAUGUUCGGUUUUUCAUCAAUUACCCAGAAUCUGGUCAAUCAUUUCAAAGGCUAAAAUAUAGAGAACUUGUUUUGAAGAAUCCGACCAUCGGGGGCAUAAAUUAGAUUGUUUUGAUAAUUUUUUCGAACUAAAAACUUCGUCAGUGUGUGGCGCGUUUCAGUUUUAUUUUUCGAAAGAUGGAUCGGCUCCAUGUUUGUCGACAAGCAAUAUGUACGUAAAAGAAAGCAUUGCAGGGUGUGGAUAUAUCAGUGUAGACCCUUCGUUCACUGGGAGACAAGUUAUCAUUGGGUCAUGCGAAAAGAGCUGUGGAAUGGAGUGGGAUUUAAGUGGUGUUGUACUUCAAUCUUACUUAUCUAAAAACUUGGGCCCAUUCCCUGAAUGGGAAUCGAGACUUCAGGCGGUUAAGGAAGGUGGAUACAACAUGAUUCAUUUUACACCUCUUCAGGAACUUGGUUAUUCUCGCUCCGCUUAUUCCCUUCGGGAUCAACUUAGAGUAAAUCCCAGUUUUACCCCACCUGGAGCAAACAAAACGGUUGAUUGGUCUGAUGUUGAGGAUUUCGUCCGACAUUUAGAAAAUAACUGGGCAGUACUUAGUAUGACCGACCUUGUCUUCAAUCACACAUCAAAUGAUAGUCCCUGGGUCCAUGAACAUCCUGAAUGUGCUUAUAAUGUUGUCAACUCUCCUCACCUAGUACCAGCUUAUCUACUUGACCAUAUUGUUUGGCGUUUAACAAUGGAGGCCAGCACAGGAUCGCUUGCCAGCCAAGGCAUCCCAUCUGUCCUGAAGAAUCCCGAUAGCGAGCUGCCAGCAAUGGAAUGGUGGCUCACUCAGAAAAUAGGUCCAGCUAAGCUGUACGAGUUUUUCUUGGCAGACAUUGAUUUGGUUUCACAGGAGUUUAUCGUUUGGUUAACUAAACAAAAUUUGGACCCAAAAUCUACUCAAAACACAUCAAACUUGUGUCUUAAAGUUGACGGACCCAGAAGAGGAAAAAGAUUUGGAGCCACUGUUGAUUUUCCUACUGCUUAUCAGCUUAUUGUGGGGAAAGAGAGUCAACUUCCUCUCUCUCUGACCGAAGCUGAAAAUGCAGCUAAAGAUUUACGAAGCAGACUAACCUAUUUGAAUAAUGAUAAGAUUAAUGAAAUCAAGCAUCACUUACAAGUUGCAGUAGGAAAUGUUUUGGCUAAUGCUCGCUAUCGAUUUUAUGACCCGAAUGGACUAAAGCUUACAACAGUUACACCAGAUACACCAAUAAUGUGGGCAUACUUUUAUCAUCCCGUGCCAAAUGUAGAGACUAUUGAACAAGCCGAAGCGGUUCUAGAAACCAAGGAUGCAGCGAAAAUUAUGGCUUUUAACGGGUGGGUGAUGAAUGAUGAUCCCCUCAGAAACUUUGCAGAGCCCAGUUCUUUCGUGUAUUUACGCCGUGAACUGAUUGUAUGGGGAGAUUCAGUGAAGCUACGUUAUGGAGAUAAACCUGAAGACAGUCCUUAUCUGUGGGAUCGAAUGACAAAGUAUAGCGAACUAACUGCAAAAAUAUUUCAUGCAGUGCGAUUGGAUAAUUGUCAUAGUACACCUCUUCACGUGGCACAGUAUAUGAUUGAUAAAGCUAGAGCUGUACGGCCAAAUCUUUAUGUAGUCGCAGAGUUAUUCACUGGUGGAGAAUAUGUUGAUAAUAUUUUCAUUAAUAAAUUAGGCCUUAGCUCUUUAAUACGUGAGUCAUUAUCAGCCAAUGAUUGUCAAGAUUUGGGUCGACAAGUGCAUCGUUACGGUGCAGUUCAACCUGCUGGAGCAUUUUUUGAAAGAUCAAGACCACGUCGUUUAUAUCCAAGCAUAUCGCACGCUGUCCUGUAUGAUCAAACACAUGAUAAUCCCAGUGUAUUGGAAAAACAUUCUGUUUUCAACUAUUUACCACUAUCUGCGAUUGGAUCGUUUGCAUGUUGUGCAGUAGGUAGUACGCGAGGUUACGAUGAAUUAGUUCCACACUACAUUGACGUUGUCAAAGAAGAACGCUACUAUUCUCAGUGGCCUAACCAAGUGAAUUAUGAUAUUGGCAUAAUUAAGCCUAAAUCUAUACUAAAUGAAUUGCAUAGAUGGUUAUCAUCUGAAGGAUUUUAUGAAGCAUUUGUUGACCAGGUUACUCCAAAUAUAUUAGCUGUGACACGAUUCUGUCCAGAAACGCGUGAAGCUGUCUUACUGGUAACGCAUACAGCUUUCUACGAUCCCGGUCCGAAUCCACAUCAUUCAGAUUUUCAACCAAUAAAACUAGGUGGGCGAGUGAAUAGAUUACUGUGUGAAAUUCUCAGCACCUUUAAAGGUGAUUAUCCACCACAGAAAAAUUUCAAAAAGGAUCCAAAGUAUAUAAAUGGUUUAAUGUGUAUGCAGUAUUCAAUUUUGCAGAAUGUAGCAGCCAGUGAAAGCAGAACAUUUCAUUUGAAUACACAUCAAGAUGAAUCUGGUGUUGUUGUGGAUAGCCUGGUAUUUCAUAACUUCCCACCAGGUUCAGUGGUGAUUGUUUCAGUUAAAUUAGACGAUAAUCAACAACAAGCUAUUGCCGAUUUGCAUAAUUUCAUGUCACAGCAGUUCGACUGUCGUUUAUAUGAACCACGUACAAGUCAAGCAAUGGGUAAAGGUGAAAAUGCGUAUAUUCCCUUGAGCUUACCAUCUCGAGAAAGUGUACUGAAACCAAAUUCAAUUAGAGUCCUUUUGGGCAAUUUAAAUCUACUUGAAUUGAAUAAAUUGCUCUAUAGAUGUUCAGCUGAAGAAUUAGCUGAUGGAUGCGGUUUCAAUACUUAUCAGAUUCCUGGAUGGGGCACAUUAGUUUACUGUGGAUUUCAGAGUAUCUCUAAUCUACUGCAAGGAAUUAAUGAUCGAAAUGAUUUAGGCCAUCCAAUCUGUUCACAUCUUCGUCAUGGUGAUUGGUUAGCUCACUAUCUCACUGAUCGCUUGGCAAAAUUACCGCUUAAUUCAGAUAAACUUAUAACUGAGGCAAUUAUUCAAAUGAGUGAAAUACUACGUAUCAUGUAUAAACCAUUGUCAAAUAUUCCACGAUAUUUGGUUCCUGCAUACUUUGAAGUCUUAACUAAUACGCUAACUGAAUUUAUCAACCUUGAAAUUACUUUACGAAUGGCACCUUGGAUAAGAACUAGUUCUUCGUUAGCUAAAAGGUUAGCAGUAGCAAGUAUUCAGUUUUAUGGUUAUAUUGGAAACAGUCGAAUCCCAGGGAGAAUUUCUAAUAAUCAGUCAAAAGAAUCACAACCUGGAGCAAUGUAUUGCAGUCUGGCUGCUGGUCUACCGCAUUUUGCCGAAGGAAUGUGGCGUUCUUGGGGCAGAGAUACAUUUAUCUCUUUACGAGGAUGUCUUCUCUUAACAGGACGUUUUGAAGAUGCUGCCAACUUAAUACUCAGCUAUGCAAGCUUAUUAAGGCAUGGAUUGAUACCCAAUCUGAUUGGCGAUGGUUAUACUGUUAGACCAAGAUAUAACUGCAGGGAUGCAGUUUGGUAUUGGUUGUAUUCUAUUGUCGCUUAUCAGCAAACAAUUACAAGCAGUGAAAAAUGUGGCUUGCAAGGAGACGUUGAUAAGUCUGAUAGUAUUUUGAACUGUCCAGUUUACAGAUGGUUCCCGAAUGAUGAUGCAGAUGGAUGGCCUGAUGAAUACAUGACAACUUCAACGUCCGGUCACUGUGUUCAACCGUUGCAUGAAGUAAUGCAAGAGGCUUUACAACGACAUAUUUUAGGCAUUGAUUUCAUCGAAAGAAAUGCUGGACCUAAUUUGGAUGAACAAAUGAGACCAGAAGGAUUUAAGGUCGAGGCUAAUAUUGAUUUAAACACAGGAUUUCCUCGUGGUGGUAACGCUUUUAAUUGCGGCACUUGGAUGGACAAAAUGGGUAGUUCUGCAAAAGCUGGUAAUAAAGGCAUACCAGCCACACCCCGUGAUGGUUCUGCAGUAGAAUUAGUAGGAUUGGCGUAUGCAGUUGUGUCGUGGUUGGAAAAGGCGCAUAAUCAAGAAAAAACCCAUGCGAAUUACUAUCCACAUUUAGGUGUUAAACUACAAUCGAAUAAAGAAUUUUCGUGGAAAGAAUGGUCCAAUCUGUUGAAAAAUUCGUUUGAAUCUUAUUUCUGGAUUCCGGACAACACGAAUGACCCUUCAUUAGUUUAUAAUAAGGGGAUUUAUAGAGAUUCUGUUGGCUCAUCUGCAGGAUAUACAGAUAAUCAACUGCGUCCAAACUUUUUCAUCACAAUGGUUGUAGCUCCUGAAUUAUUUACACCUGAGCGUGCAUGGAAUGCUCUUGAAAUUGCUCAGAAAAAGUUAGCUGGUCCAUUGGGUAUGUGCACUUUGGGUCGAGAUGAUUUAGCCUAUCGAGGAUAUUAUGACAACUCAAAUGACAGCUCUGAUUAUGCUAUAGCUCGAGGAUUUAAUUAUCAUCAGGGCCCAGAAUGGAUAUGGCCAACCGGAUAUUAUCUCCGAGCUCGUAUUCUGUUCUCUCGUAUACUGAGUCAACUUGAUCCUAACAAAUGGAAUCAUCUCACUGUUAAGGUGGAUAAAGAAUGCCAAAAAAUGCUCGCCAGACUUAACGAUAGAUUGCAGUCAAGUCAAUGGUUUUCCCUUCCCGAGUUGACAAACGCAAAUGGUGAGUUAUGCAAAGACAGUUGUGAAGCACAAGCAUGGAGUGUCGGCUGUAUCCUAGAGGCUAUUUACGAUCUUGUCUUCGUGGAAAGCAAAUAAUCCUUGUUAAUUUUCAGAAUUAAUUUUAGCAUUAUUAUUAUUAUUUCAACAGUAGUUUAAUAUUCUCUAAUCAGAAAUGAUCACACCCUUAUUUUUAAAUUAUCAUUAUGUGCAUGAAUUUUAUCUUGAUAUUUCUAACUUUUAUCAGGUUUUCCUGUUCCUUUUGUUUUUUUUUUUUUGCUUUGCAAUCCGUGGCCUACUAGUCAUUUAUUAUUAUUUCUAAUAUUUAUAGUGCUUUCAUCACAAUGUAAAUUUAUAGACAAAUAUAGAAUAAUUUAACCUUUUCACACUCCCUAAUAAAUAAUAUGAUGCUGAAAUGCUUUCUGUGUGUGCUUACUGUCCUUAUGGAAUAAACUUGGCGGAUGACUUUCCC
Molecule: messenger RNA, 5289 nt
Organism: Trichobilharzia regenti
Lineage: Eukaryota; Metazoa; Platyhelminthes; Trematoda; Strigeidida; Schistosomatidae
Source: the annotation of a GenBank genome assembly